AUGGACAGACCCUCAGGAGGAGCCAUGAUCCCCGACGCCUUCGAGUCUCGCAAGCGCAAGAUCCUCGCCGAACUAUCCAUCCCAGAGGCCGAAUAUACCGAUCUGUCGCCCAAGGGGUCCGUCGAUGAAGCGAUCCGCGUCCUGAUCGACGACAUCAAUGCCCUGCCCGGGUUAGUGACCACGAGCAGCUGUGCCGGGCGCAUCAGCGUGUUCCUGGAAGGCCGGAAGAAGCAAUCCCAGCAGCAGCAACAGCAGCAGCAGCAGCAGCAGCAGGAGCAGGUAUCGGAAGAGCUGCAACAGAGACAGUUUGUACCGUCGGGGGGCAAGGGGGCCGGGAAAUGGCUGUAUGUGUCGCAUGAGCCAUUGCAAGAGUCAGAGCGAGGGUCGCGGUCGUUGCAUGAGAUGUUUGGGUUGAUGCCGGGGGAUGGAAGACCCCCCGCCCUGAGCCAGAUUGGUCAGGCCCCGCGUCUCGUGCGCUUCUCUUUCGAGCCCAUGAUCCUCCACAUCAUGGCAGCCACCCUGCACCACGCGCACCCCGUCCUUUCAGCUGCGUCUAGCUCUGGCUUCCGCGAAAGCGGACUGCAGAGUCUACGCUGUCUGGAAGCAGACGACACCGACGACGGACCGAGUCCCAUCGUGGCUGUGCGCUCAGCCGGUCUAUCGCUAGAGUCGGUGAUCGGGUACUGCGAGGGACCCGAAGACGACGACAGCCCCGUCGUCAUCCGCAGCCUGGUCACGGAGGAGUUCCUCGAGAUGCUAGUCGCGAUCUCAAAUGAGCGGUUCUCCGUCAAUGUCGAGCGCAAAGAGAGGUUCCGGACGAACCUGCUGAAUCUGUGUGCUACGAGUCGGGCCGCGGGGUCGAAGGCGAAAGGGAAGGGGAAACCGAAACAGCCUGGUUGGGAGGAUCCAGAGACAAGGAGGGAGAGGAUGAGGGCGGAGGGGCUUUUGAGGAAGAAGCUUGCGGAGAAGCAG
Molecule: messenger RNA, 972 nt
Organism: Aspergillus heteromorphus CBS 117.55
Lineage: Eukaryota; Fungi; Ascomycota; Eurotiomycetes; Eurotiales; Aspergillaceae
Product: tRNA wybutosine-synthesizing 3 family protein
Exons: 2
Biological process (GO): tRNA methylation
Cellular component (GO): cytoplasm
Molecular function (GO): tRNA methyltransferase activity
Source: RefSeq, a predicted model, not a curated record